Molecule: messenger RNA, 1548 nt
Organism: Puma concolor (puma)
Lineage: Eukaryota; Metazoa; Chordata; Mammalia; Carnivora; Felidae
Source: RefSeq, a predicted model, not a curated record
AUGGCUGUUAAGAAAGAAAUAAUUUUAGGGAUUGACUUAGGUACAACUAACUCUUGUGUAGCAAUUAUAGAGGGGGGUAAGUCUAAAGUGUUAGAAACUCCUGAGGGAAAGAGAACAAUUCCCUCAAUAGUUGCAUUUAAGGGAGAUCAGAUUAUUGUAGGAGAAAGUGCUAAACGACAAAUGGUUACUAACAAGAAUACUAUCUACUCCAUUAAGAGAUUUAUGGGUACAGAUAAGAAAGUAAGUGCUCAGGGAAAAGAGUAUACACCUGAAGAAAUAUCAGCAUACAUUCUUUCUUAUAUGAAGGAGUAUGCUGAAAAGAAAAUAGGAAGUGCUGCUCAGAAAGCAGUAAUUACUGUUCCUGCAUAUUUCAAUGAUGGGCAAAGACAAUCUACUAAGAAUGCAGGGAAGAUUGCAGGAUUAGAAGUAGUUCGAAUUGUUAAUGAACCUACUGCUGCAGCAUUAGCUUAUGGAUUAGAUAAAAAAGAUGGAGAUCAAAAGAUUUUAGUGUAUGACCUUGGUGGAGGAACAUUUGAUGUCUCUAUAUUGGAGAUCGCAGAAGGUACAUUUAAAGUAUUAGCUACUUCAGGAGAUAAUAAACUAGGAGGGGAUGAUUGAGAUCAACGAAUUAUUAAUUGAUUGUUAGAAAGUAUUAAAGAAGGACAUGGGGUUGAUUUGUCGAGAGAUAAUUUAGUACUUCAGCGAUUAAAAGAAGCUGCAGAAAAAGCAAAGAUCGAACUGUCUUCUGUACAGCAAACUCAAAUUAUGUUGCCUUUCUUAACUAUGACCGGAGGAGAACCGUUAAAUGUAGACUUAACUCUUUCAAGAGGUCAGUUUGAAUUAUUAACUAAAGACUUGUUAGAGCGAACUGCUAGACCUGUUGAGGAUGCUAUUUCAGAAUCUCAAGUGAAAUUGAGUGAUAUUGACCAGAUUUUGUUAGUAGGAGGUUCUACGAGAAUGCCUGCGGUUCAAGCUUUAGUAGAAAAAUUAACAAAUAAGAAACCUAAUUUAUCAAUUAAUCCUGAUGAAGUAGUAGCUUUAGGUGCUGCUGUACAGGCAGGAGUGUUAGCGGGAGAUGUGAAAGAUGUCUUACUGUUAGAUGUAACUCCUCUGACUUUAAGUAUUGAAACUUUAGGAGGAGUAGCAACUCCUCUGAUCCCAAGGAAUACUACUAUCCCUACUGAAAAGAAGCAAAUUUUCUCCACAGCAAUAGAUAAUCAACCCAGCGUGGAUAUUCAUGUAGUUCAAGGAGAGAGACCUAUGGCAGCAGAUAACACUACAUUAGGUACUUUUGCUCUAACUGGAAUAAAAAUGGCUCCUAAGGGAGUACCUAAGAUUGAAGUUUCUUUUUCUAUAGAUGCCAAUGGUAUUUUGACAGUUCGGGCAGAAGAUAAAGAUACUGGAAAGAGCAAUAAUAUAGUCAUCAAAAACUCUUCAGGAUUAUCUGAGGAGGAAAUUAAUAGAAAAAUUAAGGAAGCUGAAGAAAACUUAGAGAAAGAUAAGAAGGUUAAAGAAGAAGUUGAAACUAUUAAUCAAGCAGAAUCUUGA